This is a messenger RNA of Gorilla gorilla gorilla (western lowland gorilla), 1069 nucleotides long. It is a transcript of the gene FAM216A, whose product is annotated as family with sequence similarity 216 member A. The transcript has 7 exons. NCBI's taxonomy places the organism in Eukaryota, Metazoa, Chordata, Mammalia, Primates, Hominidae. The record is from RefSeq and is a predicted model, not a curated record. Bases 51 to 821 code for a protein of 256 amino acids.
CGCUGGGACAGCUGCUCCCGCACACGGCUCGCGGUCUCGGCGCCGCGGAGAUGCCCGGCCGGGGUCCGGGGUCCGACUGGACGGAGCGUAGCUCUUCUGCAGAGCCGCCCGCAGUGGCCGGGACCGAGGGUGGCGGCGGCGGAUCAGCUGGAUACUCUUGUUACCAGAAUUCCAAAGGUUCUGAUAGAAUCAAAGAUGGAUACAAACUGAACUCACACAUAGCUAAGCUGCAAGAGUUAUGGAAAACUCCCCAAAAUCAAACAAUCCACCUCCCUAAAUCAAUGAUGGAGGCGUCCUUUUUCAAGCAUCCAGACCUCACCACAGGCCAGAAGCGUUACCUGUGCAGCAUUGCUAAAAUCUAUAAUGCAAACUAUCUGAAGAUGUUAAUGAAGAGGCAGUACAUGCACGUACUUCAGCACAGCUCACAAAAGCCAGGUGUCCUCACUCAUCACAGAAGCCGCCUUAGCUCCCGUUACUCACAGAAACAGCAUUACCCUUGCACUACAUGGCGACAUCAACUGGAGAGAGAGGACUCGGGGUCUUCUGAUAUCGCAGCUGCAUCUGCACCUGAAAUGCUCAUACAGCAUUCCCUUUGGCGGCCAGUGAGAAACAAAGAAGGGAUAAAAACUGGAUAUGCAUCUAAAACAAGAUGUAAGUCACUGAAGAUUUUUAGAAGACCAAGGAAACUGUUCAUGCAAACAGUUUCUUCAGAUGAUUCUGAAUCAUACAUGAGUGAAGAAAAAAAGGAAGAAGAUUUACUAAAUAAGUUUAUGCAAUCAAUGUCAAUUGAAGAACAGGGAGAACAUCUGAUGUUAACUUGACAGUCUUGUCUCGUGUAUUGAAUUCGUGCCAAAGGUGAGGGUAAGGGGUUGUGAGUUGUGUCCUGUAUGUUUAGGAUGGUAUUGUUAUUUAUUAAAUCAUUAAGUAAUUUUGGUUUGUUCAGAAACUUAAAACAAUGUAAUUGGUCUGAUGUAGUUCCAUGUACCAAUGAUAGUUAUGUAAGAAAAUUUACAUGUAACAUAUACUUGUACUUCUAGCUAGAUACAAUUAAAACUUUUCUUGCAUUCAA